Molecule: messenger RNA, 2320 nt
Organism: Saccostrea cuccullata (small rock oyster)
Lineage: Eukaryota; Metazoa; Mollusca; Bivalvia; Ostreida; Ostreidae
Exons: 6
Coding region: 401-1870 (489 amino acids)
Source: RefSeq, a predicted model, not a curated record
CACGUGAUCCUCACAUCAACCUGUGUAACAUCGCGCACAGUAUGCUGGGUAGGGACUACUUUCACGAAAUGUAAACAAAGAUGGCGGGAAGCAAUGUGAAAAUUUACCAGUUACACGACAGAUGAAUUUCUAACACAAAGAUGGCUGAAUAACGUAAAGAUUUACCAGUUACAUGACAGACGAAUUUCGCCACACCAGUGAGGCACAUAUAUAGCGGAAUAACGUGAGGAUAUACCAGUUACAGGACAGAUGAAUUUCGCCACAUGGCCGCACCAGUGAUUUACAAAUAUGGCGGAGUGAGGAUAUACCAGUUACAGGACAGAUGAAUUUCUCCACAUGGCCGCACCAGUGAUUUACAAAUAUGGCGGAAUAACAUGAGGAUAUACCAGUUACAGGACAGAUGAAUUUCGCCACACCAGUGAAGCAGGUUAAGUCCUGCAUUGUGUGCAGUAAGAGUACAUCAGGACAUGUGCGUUUAAUGAAAAAUAUAGCUUUAAAAAGUAUUUACGUAGACAUUUUAUCCGUGUUGGACGUUAAAUUCCCCAGUCUUGACAACAUUUAUAUCUGUGAUACAUGUCUAACAAUAAUCACAAAAGCUAGAGAACUUCGUGAAAAAUGCAAAAUGAACCUAGCUAAUCUGUCCUUACAUCAAAAUAGACAAAAGAGGGUCAUUGUUCAUUCUGUUUCCCCCAAAGUGAAACGAGUUACGUCAUUGAAUACCACUACCAGAAAAUGUGGAAAGAAAUUAUUUACUUCUUAUCCCGAGUCCGAUAAUGAAAAUAAAGAAAAUCUAAAAGAGUUCAGUGAACACAGCUAUGCAGGCCAGCCCAAGUUGAAUGUGGAAGAGCUGUAUGUCAAACACCAUCCUUUGACCUUAAAAUGUCCUAUUACAGAUGUUACAAAUAGUAAUAACCCAAUGAACAAGGUUAUGGAAAUUAUUUCCUCGGGUAUUACUAGUUUGCGUGACUUUGUUGACAAAGUUUUACUUAUACCUGGUGUUCGUGAAGCAUUUUGGUCAAAAUUUGUGAUGGAUUUAAAUCAUGAAAUAGACAGAAUGUGUGUCACAAGUGAAAAAAGUGUUUUGAGGGAGAAAAUUGUUGACAUUUCGCCAGAGCUGUUUGUUGAAAAUGUAUGUAGAGAAAUGGACCAAAGAUGCCCCCGUGUGUUUGAUAUUCUAGUCAGUCUGUGCACACCAGUACACAUCAAAUCAACGCAAAAGAAUCCCGCCGUUGCUGCGAUGUACAGCAUUGCUUUAAAUGCAAGGAACAACCAAAUGAAUCUAAUGCAAAAGUUAUUGUCUGCUGCAUGCAUCAGAUAUGGUGCAGGAAAUGGGUUGUUUCACCUAUUAAGCAGGAUGGGCAUUUCCCUUCCAGAGAGGAGCAAGAUACCCAUGUUGUCUGAUAUUGGUCUUAUCAAUGGGAAAGGUGUAUGUGCAGCUCUGACAAAUGGUAGGACUAUUAAAGUAACGGUGGAUAACAUAGAUGGCAGAAUUAAAGCUAAUCAGGUUCGUGUUGGCAGUGGAAAUAAAGAUUACCAUUAUACACACUGGACAGUACUUGUGGACAGGUUACUACCUAUAGAUGUCCCAGAGCUCAGCAGACAACCCAAGGUCAUACCACCUGAUGGACUAGACCCAAAUCUCUUCUUUUUGUCAGAUGAGGAGUGUGCCGUUCUCAAGAGUAGUUACACCUGGCUGGUGGAGAAGAUCCUUACCGAAGAGUUUACCUCUCUUUCUGUCUUCAAAGACAAAGUCCCCAGUGUCCUAGAACACCGUUAUAGAUGCAUAACUGACAGGUCUUCCCUUGUGCACCCAAUGUUUAGGAUGAAUUUGAAAAUACGGCAACAAUUCCACUGGGUGGUGACCAGCUGACGAGGGUUACGUUUGAUUCGGCACGCAGUCUGAGGGCUGGAGCACACAGUCGAUCAGAUCGUUUAGAACAGUUUUCACCAGUUAUUGAAGAACUGUUUCAUGUGGAACAGGAUUUACUUGAGAAAAUUGUGAACCACUUCUUCUCAAGCAAAUCAUCAAGGGACGUAGGAACUCUGGCAAAUUAUAAAGCAGUCUUACAUAGAACAAAUGUAAAUGGCCAAGUCAAGUCUACAAAUGGGUUUGAACCCCAUAAGGAUUUUGUACACACAGUUGUAAGGUAAGCUUAUUGAUUACUUACUUUGAAACGCUUUCCUUUUUAUGCAAAUUGAUUUAUUAUUUCUCUAUGAAUAUUUUCUAUGUAAAAUUAGAACGAAUCAAUGUGCAUCAGGUAUAUAAUUAUAUAAUAGUGUUGCAUUAUGCAUGUACUAUGCCUAAAUAUUAGGCAGGGUU